Messenger RNA from Nezara viridula (southern green stink bug), 848 nucleotides. The record is from the annotation of a GenBank genome assembly. NCBI's taxonomy places the organism in Eukaryota, Metazoa, Arthropoda, Insecta, Hemiptera, Pentatomidae.
AUGCUUCUUACGAUGGCUGUGGUCAUAAAUAAAAUCAAGUAUGCUUUCAAAAACUAUCCAAUAAUCGCAAACAGUGUAACUUAUGGAAGUAUGUGCGUCCUAGCAGAAUUCAGCCAGCAAGUGGUUACGCGGAAGUACAUUGAUAAAAAAGAUCCCCCAGAACCAUUAGAUAAAGGUGCUCUGGUUAGGUAUGCAGUUGUUGGUUCCGGCAUCAACUCAAACAUGCUCUACUUUUGGUACAAAUGGCUGGAUAAAAAAUAUACUGGAACAGUUCCGAAGAUCAUCUUAAAAAAAUUGUUACUUGACCAAUUUGUGAUGACACCACAGCUCCUAACUGCUUUUUAUAUAAGCAUGAGUAUAAUGGAAGGUAAAGAAGACAUAUUCAAAGAACUGAAAGAAAAAUUUGUACCAACGUUUCAGAGGUCUUGUCUGUUCUGGCUCCCAGCACAAACUAUUAACUUCCUUUUCAUACCCCCUGUGGCUAGGGUUGUGUAUGUUGGUACUUGUUCCUUUAUUUGGAUAAAUAUUCUCUGUUAUGUCAAGAGAUGGAAUGUAGAAGAAACGGCACAAGAAGAGGCAGUCAAAUCGUGAUUACUUUAAUGACCCCGUUUCAGUUGUGGAUUGUUUGUGUUUACUGAUUCUUGUACACUAGAUCCAAAGGAAAACAAUCGAGUAAAAAGAGUGAUUUAUGAAUGUAAUAUAUAAAAAUAUAAUUUUUAUUCAAUGUGUGAAAUACAUUAUCCACCUCUUCUAUAUCUAGCUUAAGAUGUUUGCAAUCAUUAUUGAAAUUCAGUUAUGAUUCCAAAUUUUAAUCCUUAUACGUUGUUUGACAAUAUUUUAUUUCUUUC